Molecule: messenger RNA, 882 nt
Organism: Medioppia subpectinata
Lineage: Eukaryota; Metazoa; Arthropoda; Arachnida; Sarcoptiformes; Oppiidae
Source: the annotation of a GenBank genome assembly
AUGAAUACCAGUGCUAUAGAAAUGAGUGCCCGCUUUCCCGAUGACCACCCCUUCAGGCAAGACUUCACUCGCCUAACCGUUCAAUUGACUUUCGGCGCAAACGUUGAAAAACGCCAUUUGAUUGGCAACAUUCUCAAACAUCUGAACCCAUUGAAUCAGCAUGGUCAAACACAAACCAGUUGUACUAGUGCCGCACCGACAGCCAUGAAAACAAACCUUGAUAAAUUAUUACAGUCUGACUGCAAACACCCGCUAUCAGCCAAUUAUAAGCAAACGUUGCGUCGAUUGGACGUAGAUUUAAAAGAGUUCGGACCAUCGGAUCCUACAAAACCCAAUCACUUGGAAUAUCUGCUUGCGUUCACUCCGUUUGUCAACACAACUGUAAGCGUAUCUAAAAGUGUGAAAUGUGUGUCCAAUGGUGUGAACCAAUUGACUGGUAUAGCACUGAACGCUGUCUCCCAUCCCAUGGAGUUGUCGUGCAGUGGCUUUCACUUCAGACAAAUCCCGUAUACAUUUGCCGCUAACUUCAAUGGGCAACAGGAGGAUUUGACUGUAGAAAAUUGCAACCAGGUGGUUUCAUCAGUCAAUGGCAAUAUGUUUGAGUUGAAUUUGGGUCCCAUAACCUCUGGCCGAUGCAAAGGGGACUUACUAUACGUGCAGACCGUCUACACAUCGGACAACCCGUUAGCCUGUGCUGAACAGACCCUCAAUACUCUGCGUAUAACCCAUAUGAGUGCCGGAAUCUAUGGCGACAAUUGUCCGACCGAGUGCUCAGACUAUACCGCAACUCCCGUUACUAUUAGUCCCGCUUUAAACAACCAUGGUCAAGCUUAAAUACAUAUCAAUUGUUUAAAUAUAUUUGACAAAAAUAUAUUAUGUUUG